UUGUUGAAUUGCCGAGCUGAAGACCACAUUUUGACUUUGGAGUUGGUAGUGAUCGGCAUUGGGAAUUGGGGCGAGCUAUGACGGAUGCCAUGCCAUGAGCUGUAAAUAGAUCUUGGCCGUGGAUAUGCAGGGUUUUUGUUGUUUGUAUCCAUUCACAUUGGACAUGCAUGAAUAAUAUGAUAUUAGAGUUGAGAGCUGUUAUAUAAAGCAUCACCGACUCUUCAGCUGAAUCCUAAUCCUUCCUGUUCUUCUAUACUCAGCUCAACUCCAUCCUAGAACCAACUAUCUAUACUCCCUAAACAACUUCACAACCGUCAACAUGCGUUUCUCUACCGCCGCCGCUUCCACCGCUCUCCUCGCUCUCGCUGAGGCCCGCAUCACCGGUAUCAAAGUCCCCAAGGAGAUCGCAGUCGGUGAGCCCUUCGAAGCCAUCAUCGUUCGUGAGAACUACAUCCAGAGCGUCUUCGACUCCUCCAUCGUCUUUGGCUAUGCUCCUGAGUCUCAAUACCCCGGCACUAUCGGCCAAGUCGCCGACUCCUUCGCCCUCGGAAAGAAGGAGUCUAACAAGGUUGAGCCUCUGAAGAAGAAGCUCACUAUCCCUGAGGGCGCCCCCAAGGGCAAGGGUCUCGUCACCGCUGCUCUGCUCAGCAUCUACGGUGCUUCUGGAAGCCCUACCAUCAGCGAGUACAAUGUCACCGUCACUUUUGGCGACAAGACUAGCAAGGAGUAUGCUAGCUCAUCAUGAGUUGUUAGAGUUUGAUUACCUAUCUAUGUCAGGGGAUGAAACCUUGACGUGGUGGUGUUGAAUAUGGAGACUGGAUAGGGAUCGUCUUGUGUAGACAAGUCAAAUUUCACUGGUCUGCACAUGAACCGUUUGUAUCUUCUUAGCACAUUUUGCAUAUUAGAACAUAGACGUCACUUAUGAAAAUACUUGAG
Molecule: messenger RNA, 936 nt
Organism: Fusarium redolens
Lineage: Eukaryota; Fungi; Ascomycota; Sordariomycetes; Hypocreales; Nectriaceae
Exons: 2
Coding region: 320-745 (141 amino acids)
Source: RefSeq, a predicted model, not a curated record